Molecule: messenger RNA, 2700 nt
Organism: Cladocopium goreaui
Lineage: Eukaryota; Dinophyceae; Suessiales; Symbiodiniaceae
Source: the annotation of a GenBank genome assembly
AUGGCAGUGGUGCCCCAAGGGGGUCCUGGAGGACCUCCAGCACCUACUGGCUGCGAGGUCCGUGCGGCCAACCCUCCCAAGGGUUUUGGCCUCUUCGCCUGUGCUCCCUGUCCGGCAUACUCCAACCUCUUCACUGAGGAGCCUCUGUUUGCCAUGCAACAUUCUGGCAAUCGUCGAGUGGUUGCAGCCUGUGCGCGCUGCUGUGGCUUUAUCCACUCUGUCAUCUUCGGUGAAAGCCGAUUUGCUCCAUUGCUGGCGGCACUUGGAGAUCUGCCCAGACGAUGGCAGGAAAGCGCCGGUGAAGGGCAAGCAACGGUGGUCCGAUGUGCGCAAGGCUGUGGUGAGCUGUACUGCUCUGAGGCGUGCAGAGAUGCGCACUUUCAGCAGUCUCACAACUUGCUUUGCGUGGGCCCAUUGACGGCUGAGGACCCGUUGCUGCGCUUCAAGUACCAUGCCUUGGAGCAUGCGGACACUUUACUUUUAGCAGCACAGGUCUUUGCGUAUCUCAUCAACCGAGCCAAAGCUGCCGGAGGAGGAGCAGAGGCCAAGACCGUGACCCAGAACUUGAUGCAGGAGCUCUUGUGCUUCUGUCACGCACCUUUCAGAGACGCGUGUCGGGCUCCACCGGGACGCGCCAAAGAUGCGGAAUUCUACGCACACACCGACGGUCUGGUGAAUGAAGCUGCAGCGUUGCUGAAAGCUGCCUUGGAGCCGCGUGCUCCCGCAGAGGUGGCUGCACUCUUCCAAGCUGGACCUGCCUUUUUUUCGGAGGUCUUGGGUCUCUUUGAAGCUUGGACCGGUUGGAAGGUUUCUUCGCCCUUGGGGCAGCUGUUACUCCAGCGGGCCAAAACACUUCUGGUCAUGGGUCCGGAGGCCCACCCAGAAUUGCUGCAAAUGGAAGCCUUGCUUCGAGAGAAGGAAUGGGUCAUGCGCUGUGUUUGGGGUGAGGAAACCACUGGCAUUUUCGAGGACGAGCUGGAGACCAAUGGCACCAAUGGACAGACAGAUAAUCUGAUGCAGGCCAUGGAGCAGGGCAAUGAUGAGCAGGUGGCGAACGCGGCCAUGGCGCAAGCCCGGGCGGAAGUGGCGCAGAUGUCGUUGGAAUCGUUGCUGAAGGGUGCCUGGCCAUCUAUGCAUGGCACGGCCUUGUUUGCAUCCGUGGCGCGCAUGAAUCACUCCUGCGCGCCAAAUGUCAAGGUCACUUUUCCCAAGAACUCCUCGCAGCUCCUGGCGACAUCAGUUUUGAAUGUUUCUCCUGGUGAUGAGCUUUGCCUUUGCUACAUCAACCAGGCUCCUGGAAUACGGCUUCACUUGCUGUUGCACCAGAUGCCUAGCAGAGGAUUCAGCUUCUCUGCGCAAAACACAAAAGCGAUUAAAGUGAUGUUGGCGCAGUCGCAGACAGGCCGAAAUCUCUUCGGUGCAGGCGGCGGCCAGGAAGUGGCGGGUGACAGCAUCUACGACUUCACGGUGCAAGACAUCGACGGACAAGAUGUGUCCUUGAACGAGUACAAUGGCAAGGUUGUGCUGAUUGUGAACGUGCUGGCCUUCCCUUGCAACCAGUUUGGUGGACAAGAGCCGGGCAGCAACGCUGAAGUGAAGGCGAUGAAACGAGAAGCUUUUGCACAAGACAAGUGCCCAGACACCUUCCCUCUCUUCUCCAAGAUCGAUGUCAACGGCGAAAAUGAGGCUCCUUUGUACAGCUUCCUCAAGGAUCGACAAGGGCAACCCGUGGCUCGUUUUGGGCCUCAAAGUUCUCCUUUGUCCUUUGAGGAGGAGAUUGUGAAGAUGUCUUUCCCCCUGGCACCCAGACUUCGACGUCGCCUCACCGACUUCGAAGUGACCAAAGAGGUCAUCGGAACUGGAUCCUUGUCCAACGUGCGGAGAUGUCGCGAAAAGACCAGUGGCAAGUGCUUUGCCCUGAAGGCCUUCGAUCGACAUAUCCUUCGCUCCAAUCACAAAGAGGCUGACGUGACCAUCGAGGAGCAUUGCCUCCGAAGAGCCAACCAUCCUGGCAUUGUGAAGCUGCAUUCGUCCUUCCGGGAUGAGGAAUUUCAUUACUUCACCUUGGACCUAUGCACAGGGGGAGAGUUGUGGACUUUAGUCCGCAACGUGGGAUGUGAAGAGAAUCUUGCCAGGCAUUACUUGGCCCAGAUCAUAGAGGUGAUUCAAUAUCUUCGCGAUGCUCAAAUUGUUCAUCGUGAUUUGAAGGCUGAGAAUGUGCUCAUCGGGCCUCGAGGCAAUGUGAAGCUCAUCGACUUUGGCAGCGCCAAAGAUUUGGCCAACCCCCAGGUGAAAGGCGCUGGCAUCCACAACUUCAAAACCGUGAUGCAGGACACGGUUGGCACUCCGUAUUUCAUGGCUCCAGAGGUUGUGAAGAACAAAGGGAGUGACUUUCGCUCUGACACCUGGUCCCUGGGUUGUGUGGUUUUCCAAGUCCUUACGGGACUCUUGCCUUUCUAUGGCGGGACCGUCUGCCGCGUCUACAAGAAGAUUUGCCAUUCUGACGGACCUCAGUUGGAUCUGCCGCAGCACUGGCUGUCGCCCGAUGCCACGGAUCUCAUCCGUCGCAUGGUGGUGAAGGAUCCGGAUGCGCGGCUGGGCUGCCGUGAUUUUCGAGAACUGGAGGAGCAUCCUUUCUUUGGCAUCCCCUUCGCAGGUUGGGACCUUUGGGCCUUUUUGUACCUUUCACCCACAACUUGA